Malurus melanocephalus (red-backed fairy wren) is the source of this 1127-nucleotide messenger RNA. RefSeq names its product DNA polymerase delta interacting protein 2 (gene POLDIP2). The record is from RefSeq and is a predicted model, not a curated record. The annotation marks the transcript as partial. Lineage: Eukaryota; Metazoa; Chordata; Aves; Passeriformes; Maluridae. The transcript has 11 exons. Gene Ontology annotation, biological process: error-free translesion synthesis. Gene Ontology annotation, molecular function: DNA binding. Gene Ontology annotation, cellular component: mitochondrial nucleoid; nucleus.
GGGCCCGGGGGAACCGCGGCGCUCCCGCUGCCGCUGCUGCUGCCGCCGCGGCGGCACCUCUCGUCGCGGAACCGUCCCGAGGGCAAAGUGCUGGAGACUGUGGGGGUGUUUGARGCCCCGAAGCAGCACGGCAAAUACGAGACAGGCCAGCUCUUCCUUCACAGUGUGUUUGGCUAUCGAGGAAUAGUCCUGUUUCCCUGGCAAGCCAGGCUUUAUGAUCGGGAUGUGGCUUCUCCUGUCACAGAAAAGAGCGAGAAUGUGGCAGGCCAUGGUUCCAAAGAGGUCAAGGGCAAAACACACACUUACUACCAGGUGUUAAUAGAUGCCCGGGAUUGUCCACAUAUAUCCCAGAGAUCACAGACGGAAGCAGUGACGUUCCUGGCAAACCAUGAUGACAGCAGAGCCCUCUAUGCCAUCCCAGGUUUAGACUAUGUAAGCCAUGAAGACAUCCUUCCCUACAGCUCCACUGAUCAAGUGCCCAUCCAGCAUGAGCUCUUUGAGAGGUUCCUCAUGUACGACCAAACAAAAGUCCCACCUUUUGUAGCAAGGGAUACUCUGUGUGCGUGGCAGGAGAAGAACCACCCCUGGCUGGAGCUCUCGGAUGUGCACCGAGAAACCACGGAGAACAUCCGUGUCACAGUCAUCCCUUUCUACAUGGGCAUGAGGGAAGCCCAGAAUUCCCAUGUCUACUGGUGGCGCUACUGUAUUCGYUUGGAGAACCUGGACAGUGAAGUGGUGCAGCUCCGAGAACGGCACUGGAGGAUAUUCAGCUUGUCUGGCACCUUGGAAACAGUCCGGGGCCGUGGSGUUGUAGGAAGGGAGCCAGUUUUGUCCAAAGAACAGCCAGCAUUUCAGUACAGCAGCCAUGUCUCCCUGCAGGCAUCCAGUGGUCACAUGUGGGGCACUUUUCGAUUUGAGAGGCCUGAUGGCUCCCACUUUGAUGUCCGAAUCCCACCCUUUUCCCUGGAAAGCAACAAAGAUGAGAAGACCCCUCCCUCCGGCCUUCACUGGUAGAUCAGAGUGCCCAGACCCACGGAGGCCUGUGUGUGUUGUAGACCUUUGCCUCCCCUUUAUGCUGCAGCCAAGAACACGGAGCUUUUAAACAUUUUAAACCAUUUUUGUUUUAA